AUGCCAAAUUCGCACAACAAAAAGCCUCGGCUGCCUCAACACUUCACAUCCACAUCGUCCAUGUCAAGUUUUGGCGCGGAUCGUAUUUCACUUCCUGGUGAGAUUCCGGAUCAGCUAGAGCUACGAAGUGACGUGAAAAAUGUACUAAGAAGACAAAUUGCGACGGCAGUAGAGGAUGUUUUGGAUAGUAUGAUUAACGAAAGCACUGAAGAUGUAUACUGGCGCGCUACAAUGCGCAAGGACAGCAUCAUUUUCUACGAAGACAGAGAGAGUGUGACGAAAAAGCAGACUCGCUUUUGUUGCGUUGAUAGUACUGAAGCCUCAGUGGAUGAGGUGAUAAAGCUUUUUGUCGUCUCCGACACUGACAUGCUGCUACAACGGUGCCGCAUAAUGUACGACAACAUUCUGGACGCCAAAAUCUUGACAGUGCUAGAGCAUCCGUCGAGUGACUUCCCCAUGCGCUCGGCUUAUAUUCGCUACACUGCAUUUAAGACGAGAUGUCUACAGCGCAAACAUCGUGAUAUGUGCGUUGUUGUAUCAACGGACGUCGUGAAAUUCCCUGACGGAUCAAAAAUAGGCUACUGCGUUUGGGACUCACUUAAUCUCUCUGAUAUGGCCGAAUUGGUUGUACCACCAGGAUUUAUCCGGACGCGUAUGUUCCGCUCGGGGUACUUCGCUCAAAAUUCAGGCAAACCCGGAGCUUUGACGAAAAUUGUCUACAUCGUUGGCAUUGAGGCUGGAGGACUUGCUCCACGGCUUACAACGCGCUAUUAUAUGCCACGGUUUGCUCAGGUUCUCAGCCGUAUCAUUGAGCAUCUCCGUCAUCGACAACGACUUGACCCAAGUACCUUUGUACCGAAAUCUCAAUGGACUGAUAAGCGAAAAGUCGAAUUUUGCCAGUGUUGUAGUAAACAUUUUGGUGCCGUCAAACUACUUGAUACCCGGCGAUAUAACUGUAUGUCGUGCGGUGACGCCAUUUGCCAUGCUUGUCGUCAUCUAGAGGUAGUCCGGUUUGCUAGUGGUCGACAGAAGACGGUCGUAUAG
Plasmopara halstedii is the source of this 1044-nucleotide messenger RNA. RefSeq lists its product as hypothetical. The transcript is spliced from 2 exons. The record is from RefSeq and is a predicted model, not a curated record. Bases 1 to 1044 code for a protein of 347 amino acids. NCBI's taxonomy places the organism in Eukaryota, Oomycota, Peronosporomycetes, Peronosporales, Peronosporaceae.